ACACACACACACACACACACACACACACACACACACACACACAGCUUAUCAGUAAAAAAAAAAAAAAAAGGAAUAAUUACAAAAAAAAGCUUUAAUUUUGUGUCUAUCUUUGAACAACAAGAUAAGAAGAGGAACUAGAGAAGAGAUAGGAGAGAUAAGGAGAGUCAAGGUGAUACGAGGUGGAAAACUGUGCUAAGAGAGGAGGAGGAGGAGGAGGAGGAGGAGGAGGAGGAGAAGGACACAUGAUAGACCAGACAGAUAAUGACAGAUAACACGAGAGAAGAUAAGAACAAGGCAAUGCAGUAUCUUUUCCAAUCCCUCAUUCAUUUCUCUCUCUCCUCUGUUCACUAAAAAAAAAAAAAAAGGAAAAGAGAAAUGUGAAGGAAUAAAAGGAAAAAAAAAAGACUAAACAGCGAGAGAAACAAGAAAGACAUACAUACACACAGACACACAGACACAAACACACACACACACAAUGCACAAAGCGAAACACAAAAUGAACGAAGAAAACACACAACAAACAAUACCACGAGAGAAAACGGGAAUAUACACACCACCAACAAGGUAAUACCACCACAACACCACAACACCACCACAAACAUGGCCGAAACUGCCUACCGCCUCUCCAAGUUCCUCGCAGUUCAGGACAACUUGAGGAACGAGACGGAGAGUAUUCUGGCACAGUGCUCCGCUAACCUAACCUCACCGGAGACUCUAAACGCUGCCUGUGACUCUUGCAAUGCCACGGGGGUCCAGCGGCUAUGGGAGGAAGGACUCUGUGAUUUCCCCCCGACGCCUGCUUUCGAUUCUGCUGUCUACGUUUUUUACAUCACCAUCCUCGUCGUCGCUGUAUUGGGAAACUCCGUCGUGGUGUACAUCGUCUGCUCGUCUGAGAAAAUGCGAACUGUCACCAAUUACUUCAUAGCAAACUUAGCCAUCGGUGAUCUGUGCAUGGCGAUCUUGUGCGUCCCUUUCUCCUUCAUCAGCACGUUAAUCCUCAAGUUCUGGCCAUUUGGAGGACACUUAUGCGUGGCUGUCAAUUACCUCCAAGCUGUCUCUGUCUUCGUUUCCGCGUAUACCUUAGUAGCGAUCAGCCUGGACCGCUAUUUGGCCAUCAUCUACCCUCUCAGACCUCGCAUGACGCGCUGCCAGGCUAAAAUCAUCAUAGCGAGUGUUUGGGUGCUGUCCCUCGCCACAACCUUACCAGUAGCUGUGUAUUCUCGCCUCCUCACACCGCCUGUUAACUUCUACGCUCUUAUGGACAGACAAGUGUGCACGGAGGACUGGGGGCCGGAGGAGUCAGAUAAGUCAAGGGUAGCGUAUAGCGUUGCCCUUAUGUUGCUGCAGUACUUUCUUCCUCUCACUGUCCUUGUGUUCACCUACUCCCGCAUCGCUAUGGUGGUGUGGGGCAAGAGAACGCUGGGGGAGACGCCGGCACGGGUCGACAGGAUAGCCAGGAGUAAGAGAAAGAUGACCAAGAUGAUGGUGACCGUGGUGAUGGUGUACACUCUCUGCUGGCUGCCCUUCAACGUGCUCAUGGUGGUGCGGGAGUUGUGGGUGGUGGACUCGUGGACGUACAUGAAGGAAAUGUGGGCGCUGUUCCACUGGCUGGCCAUGUCCCACACCUGCUACAACCCAAUCAUUCUCUGCUGGAUGAACACAAAAUUCCGUUCUGGCUUCUGCUCCCUCGCGUACACCUUGCCCUGCCUGCGUCGGUGGGUGGACAGCUGGUUCUUCACCCCUGACGAGGCUGAUCUCCUGAAGGCCACCACUACCUUUCCCUGCCACCACUACCCCCGCAGCGCCUCCAGCAGACUCGUGACCAUCUCCCUGAAGGACGACACGAUCAUUUUCAAGAGCCGAAACAUGAAUGAAGAUGAUCCCGAGACAAGCGAAGCACCGAGGCACCGGAACUCAAGCAGCAACGAUUCGAACCACCGCCUCAGUGAAUCAUUAGUGAGCGAACCCGUGAACCACAUCUCCAACUAAGGACCUCAGUGCUUCUGAACCCUGGAAAUGAGACUUUUAGUGCUUCGGAACCCUGGAAACCCUUGAAACGUGACUUGAAGGUAAAAGAAAUAGAAAAAAAUUGUCUUAGGUUGAAAAAAAAUGUUAUGGAAAAUGAAAGUGGAUAUAAUAAAAACUUUCAUAUUUGUGUUAAAAAAUGAACUUGUGCCAGGAAAUUUAGGAGGAAAUAAGAUAAAAAAAAGACUUAAUAUUUGAAUUUUCAACUUCUGGGACGAGAAAUGAAGUUGGAGAGUAUAUUCCAGGAAAAAAAAAAUAGUGGAUGGAAAAUUGAAAGUGAAACCAAUUUGAACUUUCGUCUUUUCACUGUACCUAAAAAAAAAAAAAAAAAAAAAGUGAAAAAUGAAGUAGACUUUGAAAAAAAAUAUAUAUACUGUACAGUCAAGUAGGUGUGAAAUUAAAAUGAAAAAAAGUGACAAUUUUUCAUCCACCGCUUCAUGAGAUAGCUCGAACUUUUAAAAUGAAGCUUCAAAAUUGUAAAAAAUAAAAAAUAAAUAAAAAAAAUCACAACUUUAUAAAUGUUUACUACAACUACUACUAUUACCACCAGCUGUACUACUAUUACUACUACGACUACUACCACUUGUACUACCUGUUAUAUCGCUGUUGUUGUUGUUUGUUGUUAAUGUUGUUACCUGUCUCACACCACACCUGUCUGUCAAACGCUUCCUCUGUACAAACUAUCAAUGUGUGUGUGUGUGUGUGUGUGUGUGUGUGUGUGUGUGUGUGUGUGUGUGUGUGUGUGUGUGUGUGUGUGUGUGUGUGUGUGCUUCUAAAUGACUCAACAAGCACAAACUAUGAAAAUUAAUCAAAACGCAACACUCAAACCGUUUUUUUCUUCACCGUUUUAAAAUUCAACACCACAAAAAUAAAUAAAUAAAAAAACACCACCACAUAGACAAAAAAAAACUGAAAAAAAAAAAAACUCAAUUUUUUUUUUCUCUGGGUUUGUUUUUGUCGAAUUUCAAAAAAAGGGGAAAAAACUUGUGGGUUUUCAAAAAAAUCAUCAAAAUCAUAUCAAAUAAUUUCUUGUCUUGUAAAAAGGAAGGAAAAAAACAAUCAAAAUAUUUAACAUGUGGCUUUAUAAAUGUGUCUUUGUUUAG
Messenger RNA from Portunus trituberculatus (swimming crab), 3128 nucleotides. RefSeq names its product RYamide receptor-like. The coding region runs from base 601 to 1989 and encodes 462 amino acids. Gene Ontology annotation, molecular function: neuropeptide Y receptor activity; neuropeptide binding. Gene Ontology annotation, biological process: neuropeptide signaling pathway. The transcript is spliced from 4 exons. Lineage: Eukaryota; Metazoa; Arthropoda; Malacostraca; Decapoda; Portunidae. Gene Ontology annotation, cellular component: plasma membrane; neuron projection. The record is from RefSeq and is a predicted model, not a curated record.